Molecule: messenger RNA, 777 nt
Organism: Salarias fasciatus (jewelled blenny)
Lineage: Eukaryota; Metazoa; Chordata; Actinopteri; Blenniiformes; Blenniidae
Gene: crabp2b
Product: cellular retinoic acid binding protein 2, b
Exons: 4
Coding region: 108-536 (142 amino acids)
Molecular function (GO): lipid binding
Source: RefSeq, a predicted model, not a curated record
ACCGGUUGACUUUUUUCAGGAGGGACAGACGAGCAGAUCCUGAGCUCUCCUCUCCGGGCGCAGUCCUCCAUCCAGUCCGCACUGUCUCUGCAGGCGCUCGCAUCGCAAUGGAGAGCAAAGUCGCAGAUUUCUCUGGAAAAUGGACAAUGAAGUCUUCGGAAAACUUCGAGGAACUUUUGAAAGCGCUUGGUGUGAAUGUGUUCCUGAGGAAGAUCGCGGUGACGGCGGCCUCCAGCCCGGCCGUGGAAAUCACUCAGCAGGGGGAGAGCCUGUCCAUCAAGACGUCCACCAGCGUCCGCACCACCCAUGUCUCCUUCACCGUGGGCCAGUCCUUCAACGAGGCCACGGUGGACGGGCGCCCCUGCACGAGUUUUCCGAAGUGGGAAACGGACAGAAAGAUCAGCUGCGAACAGACUUUACAGAAAGGCGACGGGCCGAAGACGGCGUGGACCCGAGAGCUCACAAAUGAUGGGAGACUCAUACUGACAAUGACUGCUGGGGAGGUCGUCUGCACCAGAGUGUAUGAGAGGGAAUGAGGAAAUCUUUCUCACUGCCGUCAUGCAAUCCGUCUGUUUUUAUGCACGUUUACCAGCUUCGUUUCACUUCCUCCUCACUGCCGGCUAGGUCUUUCUCAAACUGUCAAAAAAGACUGUAGUCGUUGCUGCAGCUCUCUUUGUACGAGGACAAAAAACAACACUUUAUGCACUUCUGAAAGGUCACACCAUCCUUCUUUUUUUUAAACACGCCGUAUCUAAACCCUUUUUUCGAUAUGUUAAU